Molecule: messenger RNA, 12544 nt
Organism: Cinara cedri
Lineage: Eukaryota; Metazoa; Arthropoda; Insecta; Hemiptera; Aphididae
Source: the annotation of a GenBank genome assembly
AUUUUGUUUUCUCUUGGUUCUUACCUCGUUAACAUCGUUUCCGCGUUCAUUAUUUACAAUUAUUUUUCUUCGUUGCGGUACACCAUGUAAUUUCAAAACGCAAUAUUCAUAGUCAAUUUUAUACAGUGUUACGCGUACGGACAUAGUCAUGUACGUACGCGUAAAAUUGAUGGACACCGGCCAAGCGGUCACAAUAAUCGUAUCCCGGACGACUUUAAUUAAAGACCUGAAGACUCUUGUGGAGAAAGAAUUUUUCGUGGUCCCGGAAUGCCAGAGAAUGUUUUUUCGCGGCAAGCAAGUGAGAAUGAAUUAUUUUUAUUCAUUUAAAACGAUAUUUUCUCGAUUUAAUACAUCUUCCUCCCGCGUGUCGAUAUUUUUCGACAUCGUUGUUGCGUGCCCGAGACCACGUGGUAGUUUCUUCGACGGUGGCAGAAAACCUCGUGUUUUGAAAAUUUUCGACACACACACGUUACGGUUAAUGACGGCUCAUGGAUUCCAAAACUGUUAUACGUAUAUAUAUAUAUAUAAAAGAAAAAUUUUAGAUGCGUUUGUCUCGAUAUUGACCGUUUUUUUUUUUUCGUUUAUUUUAAACUCUCCGGCCAAUUUAUUAAUCCGUACCUAUAUAAUAAGUAUCUAAUUCAUGUAUGUUUAAUUAUAUUUAGUUAAAUCUAGCAGUUUUAGUUAUUAGCCUGUAGUAUUAGUUUUAAUUAUAGUUAUUGGAGGAUUCAGUGCAUCAGGACAAUUCCACUUUACGAAAUUGUUUAGAAAAGCGAAAAACAAACUAUUUAUUUACCUUGUUGAACCUGAACCUUUCUAAUCUAAAAGUCUUAGUUAUAGUGCAACCAUAAGUUAUGUUAUUGUUCAAUAAUUAUAAAUUGUAAUUUUAUAGUGUGGACAAAUAAAAUAAAUUUUCAAAAUUUUUCGACUUCGGUUACGUACAAGCCACAGAAAAUUAUUUUUUAAAACGUUUUCAACACGACCCCGUAAAAAUAAAAUAAAUAAAUUAUUAAGAAAUAUUUAAUACAUAAGACGAUGUAGCUAACCCCCCCUAAAAAAAAAAUUGUUGCUGUCUUAAAAUUAAAUGUAUAGUAUACCUAAGUGUUCAGAGUUGAAAAAUACAUUUUCUAAAAUAAUAAUGUUUCGAUCACUCUGUAUAUGUACCGGUGUAAACUGGUCUCUUAUUUUAUCGCAAUGCAAUGGUUAUUAAUUAUAUGGAAUUGCCAGUUUGUUUUGACGACAGUGGUGGAUUUUCUAAAUAUAUCCAAAAUUAAAUUAUUUUACUAUCGUAAACGUUAUCAGCUCGGCCGGGUAAAUCCGACGGUAAAAGUUUGGAAAUGAGAUUUCUAAUAACUACGAGAAAAACCCGGUUACUUUAUUUUUAUUAUCUUAUAAUUUCUGUACGUGUCCAAAAACAUUCAGAGUACAUUAAUCGAAGUACUCAUUUAUACGAAUAUAUUGUGAAUUAUACUACCUUUACUAUAGCUAUUUUGUUAUUCAUAUUUUAUUGAACUUCAUAAUAAUAACGUGCCCUAUGUUAUACAUUUUUCUCGAUAUUUUAAUAUUUAUGUUAUUUGAGAUAUUCUAUAUAAUCGUAUUUUUCUUAUUAUCGUCUUAGAAAUUUAAUUAUCGAAGUAAAAUACCGACGUAGGAAAAAUUCUCUUUCUUAAAACCUUGCCCGGUCAAUUAUGAAUACAAUAAAAACAAAUCAGCAUAAUUGGUGACGCUGUUCUCACGUGAUACGAUGACCAAGGGUAUAGAGAUUCAUUUUUAUUUAUAUAGAUAUAUUUUUUGCAUACUAAGUCCGGAAUUGUACAUUUCGCAAUGUGUAACAAUAAUUUUUGUACACAUCGCAAACCUUGCAAUAAUGUUGCUACAAAGUAACUAGAUAUUAUAAAAAUCAAAUUUUUACUAUGGUUAUAACAGUUUUAUAUAACAAUUCUUAUUAUACAAUUAAAUAUAUUAUUGAGUAUUAAUAAAAAUAUUCAAAUUUUAAAGGAUAAAAUAAUAGUAUUUUUCGGUUAUCGUACUAACUUCGUCUGCUGGUAAUAGUACACAUGUACCAAUAAGUACCUAACUAUUACCUUCAUGUUUGAUUUUUUUUAAUAUUUUAUGCUUAUUUUAUAAAAAUAUAACUUUUUUGUAAUAAUAUAAUAAUAUAGUGGCCCAUACAUUAACUAGCCCAUCGGAAAGAUUUUUGAUUUCUCGAUAUGCUUAUCCGCCCUUGAGUAUACUACUAAUAUGUAAAGAUUAAAGACCUAUAGGUACAUAUAUUUUUAUAUGAUAUACUGAUAUGUAACAUUUAUUAGGAAAAUACUUUAAAUUUGCAAUGUGUACAAAAAUCACUGUUCACAUUGCGAAAUGUAAAAUUAUAUAAUAUAUAAUUGAAUAUUAUUUUAGUUAUUAGUUAAUGAAUCAAUUAAUAUUAGUGAUGAAAGUAUUUUUAUUUAUUUAUAAUUCAUUUAGUUAUAAAUUUAAUAUAUUAAUUGAAAUUUCAGUUUUUUGAAAGAAAAAUUCAACCCAUUUUAACGUAGGAGUGGUAGCUUCCCACCCUGCCUCCCCAUACUCAUUCCUAUGUAUAGAAAGGAUAUCCAAAUGGCUGUUUUUUUGACGCUUAAAUAGAUAACCCAAAUAAACAUCUAAUGGUAUUUAAAUAACUUUGUAGAUAAUUUAAUUAUAUUUAUAUACUCUUCUCAUAGUUAUCCAUACUAUAUAAUAUUCAUAUACCUACUUAGUGAAGUAUACAAUAUUUUAAGUGUUUUUGUUCAUUUAUAGGUAUAUUAUAUAAUGUGUGGGUACCUAUAAAUACAAAGUAAAUGAAGUAGGUCUAGAAGAAUAUAAUACAAUUUAAAUAAAUAUAUUUAUUCCAAAUGAAAAUAUGUUUAUUUCCAACAUAAUAUUGUGUUUUAAUUUCAAAUGAAAUUAUGAAUUUGCUAUGAAUUCUAUCAUAGCUUAAUUAUUACCAAUAAUUUCAAUAAUAUCCAAAUGUGUUUGUAAAAAUAAAUUAUACUUUCUAAUAUAGAUAGUUUAUUUUGAAAGUAUUAAUUUAGUGUACUGUCUUAUCAUAUAUACACUAUUAUCAAUAGUAGGAAGGUAAAAGGGAUUAGGUGAUACCUUUUUCAGUCUACUUUUCUACAUAUUGUUUAACUGCAUAAUUAUACAUCAAAUGAUCCAACUUAAAUAUCAAUAUCAUAUGUUUAUAAUCAACAAUUGAUGUUUUACAUAAGGUCAUAGAACUAGUGGGAUUAAAAAAGUUGGUUGUAAGCAGCACUAGCAGCACUUUUAGUAAAACUUGAUAAAACUUUGGUGGUUACAUCAAUUUAUCAUUUUGGUUUAUGGUAUUGUUAUUUGAAUAUUUUUAUAGUGGUUUAAAAAGAAACAAGUAAUUUACAUUAAAUUUUUAUGAUUUUAUAGCACUUAAAACUAAAGAAAAAAUUAUUUUUGUUAAGUUUUUUUUUCAUAAAAAAGUCAUAUUAUUUUCUACUAAAAAAAACAAGCUGGGUUAAUAGUUUAGUUAAAUGGUUUUAGUUAAUUAAUACCCAAAGAAUAAGGUAUGUUCUUAGAAAUAUUUAUAAUGUAGAAUGCUUAAUUUACUUCAAUGACUUAUCAGAACUUAGUAAUUGUAUUUAUUACAGUAAGACUUGUAUUCACUGUGUAAUGAUCAUUAAUUUGGUCCCGUCAAGUGUUAUGACUAUAGGGAACUUUUAAAGGACGAUCACCUCUAAAUAGCUGUCAUUAUUUUUAGUCCCUUAGGUGACCAUUAUAUUGAAGUUUUAUUAUAUUAUAACAGGUACAAAAAAUCUUUUAAAAAUUAGUGGUAAUUGGAGUUUGUUAAAUUAAGUUUAUAUUAAUUAAAUUAAUUAAUAUAAUCUUACAUUUAUAUAAUAUAAUUUUUUAAAUACCUUUACUACAAAUAAUCAUUAAUUAAUCAAUAAUAUGAAAAAAAUAAAAAUAAAAAAAAUAGUCAUAUUUCGAUAGAACGACUGGACCAGGUACAGAAAACAAUUUGGAAAGUGGUGAUUUUGCUCUAUUACCUUUUAACCAUUGAUGUGUAUAAACAAAUGAAUAUAAAUGUAUUAAUAAUUAAUUUGAUUUAAUAAUAUUAUUGUCAUAUCAUUAUAAGUAAUAAAGAUAACCCUUAUAUUAUAUCAAUGAUUAAGAUAUGCAAGUGUGGAAUUUAAUUGUAAAGUAAAAUAUAUAUUAUACAAAACCUAUUUUACCUAUUAUACCUAUUUUAUUUUAAAAAAAUGUUUGGUUUUACAUAAAAAAAAAAAAAAAAUUGUUUUCCUGAAUAAGUUUGAGCUCGCUUUAGUCAAACCAUUUUAAUAUAAUAUAGGGGAGGCAUUGCAAAAUUAUGAGAAAUUAUAGAUUCAUAUCUAUGUUUACAAAUUUGUAUAUAAUUUUAAAAAAAUUAUUAAAUCAAGGAUCUUUAGAUACCUCAAAAUACCUAUUAUCUAAUAACUAGUAAAGUUACAGACUCGGUUCAGGAAUGCUUUAUAUGAUGUAACACAAUUUAUAUAUGAUAAAUUAGACAAUGAUAAUAAAGUAUUAACUUCUUAGAUUUAGUUAAUGCAUUUGAUUCCGUAGGUAUUAGAAUUUUACCUACUUUCAGAUAAAUAAUCACAGUCCAAUUUGGUUUAAAAGCUAUCUAUGUAAUAGAAAACUAAUUAAAUGAUAUUGCAAGUAAUAUAAAUUUUAUAAAAUAAGAUAUUCCUCAGGGUAGUGUGAUAUGUCAAUUUUAUUAAUAUUAUUCAUAAAUGUGGUAUGUAAUUAAUCAAUUGAUAGUAAAAUAGUGACUUAUGCUGAUGACACUUGCCUAUUAUUCCCAGAUAAUUCUUGGAAAAAGCUAUACCUUAAAGCUAUGGAAGGGUUAAAUUUAACAUACAAUUGUUUAAAUAAAAUAUGCUCAACUAUGAAUUAUGAUACAUCAUGUAAUUAUAUGAAAUUUUCAAUAAAUAAAUGUGUAAUACCUACGAGUCUCCAUUAUUAAUUCAUAAUUAUAACAUUAAUACAAAAUGGAAUCUACAAACUUGAAAACAAAAGAAAUAUCCAAAAUCUGUUAAAGUAUAAUUUUUGAUAGUAAUUUAAGAUGGGAUCUACACAUUAAUAAUUUAAGUGCGGAUUACCAAUUUUGUUAAAAAAAAACUUUGAAGCCCACUAAACUAAUAUGCAGGUAAAAAUAAAAACACCUAUAUUGUACAGUGGAAUUGUACGAUAGUGAUAAUUGUCUGAUUAUUACUAAAUCUCAGUUGAAAUAUAGACGUUUAUAUUAUAAUAACAUAAAUAAUAUAGGAUUUACUAACCCUUGGCUUAUAUCCUCGGCCAGAGUAACCCAGUACCUCAUGGCCCAUGGGUUGGGAACCGCUGAUUUAUAAAAUCAUUAAACUUGUUAUCAAUUAAAUUUGUAUGUAAUACCUAUUUGCUUUUUCUCAAUCAAUUUUCCAAUGUGGUCUUCUAGUUUGGGAAGGUAUUAAAGGUGAGAAUAUAAACAUUCUACAACAAAAUCAGAAUAACAUAUCAAGAAUAAUUUUUAAUAAAAAACCAACGGAGAGUUCAACAAAAAAAAAAGACAAAUUUCUAGGUGCUCUACCAGUAAGGCUUCUAUAUAAAAAAAAAAUACAAUAUUACAAAUAAAAAAAUUUGUUAAAUCUAGAGUUUAUGAUUUACAGGUAAAAUUUGCAAAAUAAUAUUUUGUUGAUCAUUUGGGUCUAACUUAUUUUAACUCAAUGUCUACUGUGUACAAAAUAAAAAUAUCCAUUCUGGUUUAUGCAAUAAGAAAAAAUAAGUUUUUUAAAUUUGUUUUCAGAUUUAUAAUAUUUUACCCACAAAUUUAUUUAAAUAAUAAACUAAUAAAGUAAAACAAAAUUAUUAAAAUGGUUUAUACUCUUAAAUAUAAAAAUAAAAACUAAAUAAAUGAAUGAAUGAUAAAUUAAUUUUUUAUUUAUGUACUAAAAAAUCAUCAUCCGAUAUAUUCGUCAAAAUUUAAAAUUGAAUAUAAAUUAAAUAAAGGAAUACUAGAUAAAAUGUAUACAAAUUGGUCGUUUUACAUACAAUUAAUUUAUUUUAAUAGGAGAGAUUAUUUAAAAUGUUAUUAUAAUGUAUUAUUAGGAAUAGAUAUGUUUGGAAAUAUAAAUUUUUUGGUUAUUAUUUAUUAUCUAAAAUUUAUUGAUAAUAAAAUAUUAUUUUUAAAAUCAAUUUGUACAUUUAAAAUAUUAUUACAUUUUUUUUUAAUUUCAUUGUGUAUAUGUAAUUCUUCUAAAACUGCAUUAAUGUAAAUGUUAUUUUGGGUAUUUAUUAUUUCUAAGUCUGUAUUAAUGUUAAAGCUAUUAUAUAUUAUGGUUAUUUUCUAAAACAUGUUUAGUAAAAUUUGGAUUUGAAGCAAUCUUUUUUAAAUUUUAAUUCAGAAAUGUGUUCUUUAUAUCUUAUUUUAAAAUUUUUUAUUUGUCUAACUCUGUGGUUUUCAACAGUUUUAACAAUGUGGCACACUUAAUCUCCCACAAAAUUUUCGUAGUACACCAAUCCGUAUAAUACUUAAGUGAAGCAUAUUAUUUAUAUAAUAUAUAUUACAUAUUUAUGUAAACUGUUAACAAUCUACUCUAUUAGAGGUGAGGUUUAAUUAUUGUGAAAUAAAUUAAUACAAUGAUGAAAAAAUGUGUUAGCAAAAAUUUUAUUUUAUAUGAUAAUAUUGUUGUACAAUGAAUUAAAAAUACAUUGAUUAAUGAGACAUAUGUGCUUGAUGUGUAGUACACAAGUGUUUUAUUCAAGAACGGUUAAUUUUAUCAUUAAAUUUAAUCAAUUUAUUUUAACUUCAAUUUUUUUUCAGUUUUAAAAUAUAAACAUUUUAAGCAAUGUUUCCCAAACUUUAUUACUCUUAAUAAAUUUAAAAAAGUUACAGUUUAGUUUUUAUAAUCUGCCAUUUAAUUAAAGUAAAAAAUAAAUAUUAUCUUCACAUUUUGAGCUCUGACAUUUUAUUAUAAUUACAAAUAAAUAUAACUACCAUUCACAUUAGAUUACAACUUCUUGUGAUAAAUGCAAGUAUACAAUAUUGUCGGAAAUAUCUGUAUAAAAAUGGGACCUUUCACUGUUAUUUUGCUGCAUUUCACUGUUAUUGUAGUGUCUAAAAAUUAUUAAAUUAUUUUAUACUAGAUACAGAUAUAUAUUUCUUCACAAUGAAGGCGCCCCCUUAGUUAAAAGCCCAUAAUGAGGGGUAGUACUGUCCAUGUCGAGAAUUGUUGAUUUAAAGUGUUACGAAAUUUAAGUGUUAUGAAAUGUAUGUGAUAUAGCUUUUCUUAGUUUGUGAAUUUUAGUUUUUGGAAAUAGGGAUUAUUGUUUUAUAUAAUAUCUAUACAUAAUAUGAUAUAUGAUAGUUUGUGUUUAUAUUUUAGAUUCUGAAUGGAGUGAAGAAGCUCAUUGUUUUAGAAAGAUAUGUAAUUUUUUUCCUGUAGACAACUUUUCUACCAGAGGACUUACUCCAAUUUUUAUGUGUAGCAACUUUUCUGAAAGGAAAUCAGUGUGAGGAGGUACAUUAAACAGGCCUUUUUUUUUAUUUUCUCUAGAGUUUUCUCAUGAAAUGUAAAAAACUGGGAAAAUCUGUGCAACACUAAUCAAAUAUUAUUAAAGAAAAUAUAUAAAGCCUAUUUAAUUAUUUUACUAUAUAAUAUGAUAAAUAAAUAAAUAUAUAUAUAUAUAUAUAUAUUGUCGACAAUCACCAUUAACUGAAUUCUGCUUAGAAUCAUUUUUUGUAAGCAAUGGUUUAUAUUGUUGCUUACAGGUAUACAUUAAAUUAUCUAUAAUAGUAACUGUUCCCCAUUAUUUUAGGACAUAUUUUUAUUAUGAUGUUUGUUUCAGCUGGAAGAAGAAUAUAGACUCUUUGAUUAUGGUAUAAAUAUUAAUGAUGUUAUUCAAUUAAUGGUGAAGAAACAAGAAAAACCUAAAAGCCCAUCUUCAAAAAUAGCACUCCCAAAAGUUCCUACUUUAGCAGUAAAUUUCUAUAAUUUUUUUUUAUAAAGAAAAUUAAGGAAUCGGAUUAAUAACUUUUUUUUUUCAGGAAAAUAUAGACAAUGUAUCACAUUGUCUAUAUUUUAAAUUAGGUGAUUAUGUUGACGUGAAAGACUCUAGUUAUGAAUCCUGGUUUACAGGGAAAUUACUAAAGAUUCAAAAAAACAUAUCACAUACUUUAGACAAUCCAAAUACUUCAUCAAAUUCUAAGGAAACAAAUGGGCUUGUUUAUGUUGUCGAAUUUACAGGGUAUGUGAUUUUAAUGUUAAAAAUUCUGUACACUAUUUAUUAUUAUAAUCAAUUAAUAAAUUUAGAUGCCCCAAUGAACAACCUAUUGCAGUUGAAUUUAAUGAGAUAAGACCGCGUUCUUCUGAAAUUGUGCCUCUUGAACAAUUAAAACCUGGUGAUACAGUACUUAUGAACUACAAUGCUGAAUACCCCUCAGAACGGGGUUAUUGGUACGAUGUGUUGAUCAAAAAGGUGAAAUCUACUAAGAAAGGUGAUGAAGUUACUGGAGAUGUAUAUAUUGGAAAAGAACAGGCUGUAUUAAAAAAUUGUCGUAUGUUAUUUCUGGAUGAUAUUUUUAAAAUAAAACCAAACACUUUAAUAACAGAAAGAACACCAGAAGAUGAUAAAAUAAUACAAACUGAGCCUGUUACAUUGAGUAAUAUAUUAUUAAUUUGAUAUGUUUUGUACCUAUUUCCUAUUAAUUUUAUUUUAUCAUUUGAAAAGGAGUUGGUCCUUUGAUGUGUAUAACAUGCAGAGAUAAUAAGGAAAAAAAAUGUAAGGAAUGUGGUUGUCAUAUCUGUGGUCUCAAAGACAAUGAAGACACACAAAUUUUAUGUGAUGAAUGUAAUAGUUCAUACCAUAUAGCAUGCCUCACACCACCUUUAAAAGAGAUACCGAUUGAUGAUUGGUAAGUGAAAAUUAAAUUUUUUGUAUUGUUUCCAAGAGAAAAAUGAGUAUUUAUAUUAAAUUGUUAUAUUAUGUUUAUAUUGUAUUUAAAUAAUUCAGGUAUUGCCCUACUUGUAAAAAUGAUGAAAACGAAAUUGUUAAAGCUGGUGAAAAAUUAAAAGCAUCAAAGAAAAAACCACCAAUUAAUAUGUCCACAUCUAAAAGAGAUUGGGGAAAGGGUAUGGCAUGUGUUGGUAGGACUAAAAAGUGUAACAUAGUACCAUCUAAUCAUUUUGGGUCUAUCCCUGGUGUGGAAGUUGGAACAACAUGGUUAUUCCGUGUUCAGGUGAGUUCAAUAAACUAUUAAUCAAAUGUAUUAAUCGUUUUACAAUAAUGUUCUUUUUAGGUUUCGGAAGCUGGUAUACACCGACCCCCUGUUGGGGGAAUACAUGGCCGGGAUAAUCAAGGUGCAUUUAGUCUUGUGCUAAGUGGUGGUUAUGAAGAUGAUGUUGAUAAUGGUGAUGAAUUCAUGUACACAGGUUCUGGAGGAAGAGAUCUAUCAGGAAAUAAACGCACAGCUGCACAAAGUUGUAAUCAAGAGUUAACUCGCAAUAACAAGUACUUACAUAAUAAUAAAUACAAUAUUUUAUACAAAAUAAUAGUACUUCCAAAUAUUUUUAUAUUAAUUACUUUUGAUAAAAAUAUUUAUUUUAGGGCUUUAGCUUUAAAUUGUAAUGCAAAAUUCAACGAUAUUAAAGGAGCAACAGCUGUGGAUUGGAAGAAAGGAAAACCAGUGAGAGUUGUUCGAAAUUAUAAACUUCAAAAGCAUUCUAAAUAUGCACCUGAAAAGGGAAAUCGGUAGGAAUCUAUGCUUAAAAAAAUAAGUUAAUUUUUAAAACCCGUCUAAUUGGUACAUGUAUAAUUUUUAAAAUCAAUAUACUUUAAUUUACAGCUAUGAUGGCCUUUACAAAGUUGUCAAAUAUUAUCCACAAACUGGAGCUUCUGGAUUUAUAGUUUGGCGGUAUGUGUUGAGACGAGAUGAUCCUAUACCAGCACCAUGGACUAAACAGGGAAAAAUACGUAUGGCACAGUUAGGUCUUGAAUUAAUUGUAAGUGGAAUGAAAAUCAUUAAAAUCUAUGUUAAAAAUAAUUAUCUUAAUAUAGUGCAUGGUCAAAGAAAGCAUUUGUCAUUUAAAAUAUGUAUGUGCAUAGUACAUCAUUAUGUUAAACUACAAUUUCUAUUUCAAUUUUUCUUAUGAUGUGAACAAAAUGUAUUAUGCAUAAAUUUAAAGUAUCAUUUAUAUUGGCAAAUCUCAAUUGUUUUUUCUUAAACUUAAAAUAUUUAAUGCAUAAUAUAUUAAUUUUUAUCAAGUGAAAAGAAAAUAUUUGGCAUCAAUCCCUUUAUAUUUAAUUAUAUUUAUUUAAAAAUUAACAGGUAAACACCCUUUAAUAAAUUAAUUGAUAUAAUAUGUGGUAUUUAAUAUAAAAUUAAUUAACAAUAUACUUGAAUAUUAUGUAAAUAAAGAAGGAAUAUAGAAAUAUGUUAAUCAUAAAAAUUGCAGGUACAAUUAUUAAAUAAUAAUGAAUUAGUGAGCAGAAAUAAUUUUGAAUAAUUAAGUAGGUGUAGUUUGGAUAUAUAAUCUUAAUACAAUUUGUUGGAAUUUAUUUUUGAACUGGUUUAAGGUGAGAUGGUGACCUUGUUAGUUUUUGAAGUAGGGACAUGCAAGUCUUAUAGGUACUCUGACUUAAAAACUGUUCUAGAAGGUUAGAGGCAUAGAUUAAUCUGUGUAAAAAGACUAAAAAAAUACUAGUUCAAUUAUGAUUUUUCUGGUUUUUAAAGAUGUUGCGUAGUGUUCUGAGUGUUAUUAGUAUCUGCUUAUAUUUGUUGUACCUCUAUCUACAGAAUUGGUCUUGUAAGGUUUAAAUGUUUAAAAUAUCUAUAUACAACACAAUGUUCCACUGUUCAACUGGCAUAUUCUAGGUGUUAUAUUAAAGAAAUAUAUAAGGUCUUGAAUGCUGUUGAAUUGAAAACUUUAGGAAUGUCUUCACAAAUCUUAACAUUUUUUUGGCUUUGUGAUAUAACCUCUUGUGUCUUCUAAAAUAUAGUUUACUAUCUUAAAUGACUCUUAGAUCUUUUAUUGAUUGUGUUUCUGUAUUUGAAGUGCUAUUGAUAAUAUGGUUAAAAUAAAAACAAUUUAUCUUUCUUUUUAAUGCAAUUUCUUUGCACUUUUUGUAGGAUUUGAUUCCUUAUUAUUAAUUUUACACCAAUAAUCGGAGAUCAUUUGUGGCAGUGAAUGGGUUGAAUAUUAUGAUUUGUACAAUGAUUUUUGUACACAUCGUGAAUUGUAUAUUGUAACUUGUACAAUCUAGUUUGUGCUGGAACAUUAUACAUAAUUAAAUCUACAAAAACCAUAUAAAACCUGUGGUAGAAUUCUGUUUAAAUAAUGAAAAUUAUAUUUUAUUGUAAUUCUAGUAUCCUGAAAACUAUAUUGAACCUGCCACUCCUGAAACUUCAACUAAACGUAAGAAGUCUGAUAGCAAAGACAAUGAGUCUACUGAAAAGAAAGUUAAAUUGCUUUAUGAACUUGAUCAGGAUGUGAAGAAAUUAAUCAAAGCAGAUGUUGUAAACAAAAAAUAUUGGGAUGAUUGUAAGGAAUCUCUAGACAAUGGCAGAAAAGUAUGUUCAUUUUUAAUUUUUAAGCAUUUCUAAUAUAUAAACAAAUUCAAAUUACACUUAUAAAAAUCAUUAUUCUUAUAGAUGUUUUUGGAUAGAGUUGAAGAAACAUUUUUGUGUAUUUGUUGUCAAGAUAUUGUCUUUGAUCCAAUAACCACUAAGUGUUCCCACAAUAUUUGUAAAGUUAGUAACUAAAUAAUCAUUAUUUCUAUAACAUAUUUAUUAUAAUAUGGAAAUAAAUUCCUGUAUUUUUAGGGAUGUUUGAAGAGGUCAUUUGGUGCUGAUGUUUACCAGUGUCCAGCGUGUAGAGCAGAGCUGGGAGAACGUUACUCUAUGCAAAUUAAUACCAAUUUAGCUCAAAUUUUGUUGAAUUUGUUUCCAGGUUAUACAACAGACCGCCAAUAAAUACUACAAGUAACCAAAUUUUCCUAUUGAUUUGUGCCAAAUUAAAUUGUUGACCAUUUUAAGGAACCUAUUAAGUAUGUGUGUACUUUUUCUUUUAAAUAUUAUCAUUCAUAUGUAUUAAAAAUUUAUUUGGAAGUUAUUGAAUUUUUUUUUUUAAAUUAGACACAUUAUAAAUUAAUGAUACAAGGACAAUUAAAUUAUGCAUAAUGAACUUAUUUCUCUGCAUCUAAUUCAUUUAUAACAUAAUUUAUUAAGUUUAUAGAGUUGAAAAAUUAUCAAAAAAUGUGUGAUUUCUUUUUUAGUUUUUGUUGAUUUAUAUUAUGUAUAUUAUAUUUAUGUUUUUAUUUAUUAAACAUUUAAAGCUCUUAUAAUAUUAUGUUACUUUAUAUUAAUAUUGAUAUUGUCAAUUCAAUUAUGAUGUUUUGUCACCCUUAAUUUAUAGCUGAUUAAUUUUACAAUUUGAUUAUACUUUUUUUUAUUUAUUCUAUUAGUAUUACUUCAUCAUGUGAUCAAAUUAUAUUGAAAUUGUAUUUUUACCAUGGUUUUUGUUAUAAAAGUUUUGUAUUUUGAAUAGGU